AUGGCAUCGAUGGAGCAAAAUGGGGGUCUACAAAUGGGUGACUACGAGGGAGACAAAUUUAGGCUACACAUGGUAACAUGGAAUGUAGCCACAGCUGACCCCCCAGCUGACAUGAGCUCACUUCUCCAUUUGGAUUCUCCAAAGGCUGCAGACUUCUAUGUCAUUGGCCUGCAGGAGGUGUAUUCUGGACCUCUGAGAUUCAUGUCGGAUGUUGUAUUCGAUGACCCUUGGAGCUAUGUGCUUAUGAGCGCUUUAGCACCAAGACGAUAUGUGAAGGUGACCUCUAUCAGAAUGCAAGGUCUGUUGCUGCUACUCUUCUCCAAACUGGAGCAUGUUCCAUUCAUUCGCGAUAUCAAGGCCACAUAUACACGCACAGGCAUCUUUGGCUAUUGGGGUAACAAAGGUGGCGUGUCCAUUCGUCUGUCUCUCUAUGGUCACAUGCUCUGUUUCCUCAACUGUCACCUGGCGGCACAUAUGAAAAAUGCAGCCGAUCGAGUGGUCGAGUUCCAGCAUAUUACUGACACGCAGUCUUUCAACUGUGAAAAGGCUGAGAGAAUACUUGAUCACAGGCUAGUCUUCUGGUUUGGUGAUCUCAACUUUCGAAUUCAGGACCAUGGGAUGCACUUUGUCCGAACAUGUAUCAGCAAUCAAAACUACAGCUUGCUGUGGAGUAAAGACCAGCUGAUUUUGAUGAAGCAAAAAGAGAAGUUGCUACAAGAGUUUGAGGAAGGACCCCUCGACUUUCAGCCCACGUACAAGUUUGACGUGAACACCGAUACAUAUGACAGCAGGCUCUACAGGACAUGGUUUGCCUUUAACACUAAGAAGCGCAAACCUGCCUGGACAGACAGAAUUCUGUGGCGCCUCAGACCAAAGCAGACUGGCGGGCAACACAAAUACGGUGACGGACCGGACAUAAAAGACACCAAGCAGCUAGAAGACUACCCUUUAGAGAUCAGACAGGACUUGUACACAAGCAACAUGGAGUACAGCAUCAGUGACCACAAACCUGUGACCGGUAUCUUCACAAUAAAGCUAAAGAAGAUGUACACGACACCACUGGUGCACCUCCAGGCUGAAGGCGAAUGGAGUGCAGACAUGGACGCCAUGCUGCUUUACAGCCCACUGCAGCCGUUCCCUUCCAGUACUUGGGACUGGAUUGGAUUGUAUCAGGUUGGAUUUACUAGCGUGUCAGACUACAUCACGUACACGUGGGUCAAAGACGAUGAAGUGUCUUUCAAUGAAGACGCCAUUAAGGUGUACGUGAGUAAAGAGGAGAUCCCAGUACGAGGCGGAGAUUGCAUGCUGGGCUACUACUGUAAUUCCCUGCAAUGCAUUAUUGGAAUCAGUGAACCAUUCAAGGUCCAUGAGUCCAAGGUGGUCAUUGAAGAGGGUUUACUGCAUGAGAAGACCAUCAGUUUGGAUCAAAUUGUAGCAAACAAGAACAUUUAUAACUGA
This is a messenger RNA of Nerophis lumbriciformis (worm pipefish), 1458 nucleotides long. The record is from RefSeq and is a predicted model, not a curated record. Lineage: Eukaryota; Metazoa; Chordata; Actinopteri; Syngnathiformes; Syngnathidae.